Messenger RNA from Paramecium pentaurelia, 1123 nucleotides. The record is from the annotation of a GenBank genome assembly. NCBI's taxonomy places the organism in Eukaryota, Ciliophora, Oligohymenophorea, Peniculida, Parameciidae.
AUGUAAAGUGAAUAAUUGAGUGAAUAAAAAUUGUAUGCUUGGGGAAGUGCAGAAUGUGAUCAAUUUUUGGCUAAAGAUGAAGAUGAUGAAGAAAUGUAUGAAGUCAAGAGACCAUAUCAAAUAAAAGAAUUAAAUAAUCUAUCUAUAACUUAAGUGGCAUGUGGAGGUAUGCAUGCCUUAAUUUUAACAAAUUAAGGAAAAGUAUUGUAUAGAUAUUACAUAAAUUAGGUAUAUUCCUUUGGAUGUGAUGAUAAGGGAGUACUAGGUAGACCUAAAAUUGAAGGAUAGGAUGCUAGAGUACCAGCAUUGAUUACAGAUCUUCCUCCUGUUGAUAUGAUUGCUUGUGGUAGUUCUCAUUCAAUUGCUGCAAAUUCUCAUGGUUUAGUAUAUUUCUGGGGAUUUUAUGCAAAUACUCAUGGUCCAAUUGGAGAACCUGUAUAAAAACCAAAAAAAAUGGAUAAUAUUACAGAGGGAAUCAAAAAAAUAUUAUGUGGUUAAAAUCAUACAAUGGUAUUAUUGGAAAGUUAAAAAGUAUAUUAUUUAUAUAUAUAUAUUAGUUAUUGACAUGGGGAGAUGCAGAAACAUUAGUAAUAGGUAGAAAAAGUGAAACUAGAAGAUCUAUUAUUUAGAAUUUAAAUCCAUAACCAAUUAAGAUGAAAAAACCAAUUUUAAACAUUUUUACAGGGGCUUCACAUGCAUUUGUAAAAGUUUAAAUGAAAGAAAAUAAAGUUGGAAUAUUUGGUUGGGGAUUGAAUAAUUAUGGCUAAUUGGGAAUUGGUAAUUAAGAAAAUUAAUAAUUACCUGUAUUAAUAGAAUAUUUUGAUAAUAUUGAUAUUAUUGAUAUGGUUGGAGGAGAACAUCAUACAAUUGCAUUAGAUACUGAAGGAAUUUAUAUUCAUUUGGUAGACAUGAUGAUGGACAACUUGGAUUAGGAGAAGAAAUUAAUGAACAAUUAAAAGAAUAAGCAUAAAAAUAAUUAGAGGAAGAAAUCUAAUCAUAAAAACUAAAUGAAGGAAAUAAAAAAAAGAUUAGCAAGAAAAAUAAAUAGUAAGGGGAACUCUUUGAAAUCUAAAAGUCUGAUAAAGUUAUUGGUUAUGAAUUCAUCACUAUUCCAUAAAUGAUC